CCCUGCGCGGCUCUACUCGCCGGGAAGGCGGCGCCGGCGGCGGCUGCUCUCGCUGCGCCCGCUCCCGCGCGCUGCCCUCCCGCCGCGGGUGGGCUCCGCAGCCUCUGGCUGCCCGCGGUCCCUGCCCCGCGGCGGCCACAACCUUCCACUCAUUCUGCGCGGGGGCGCCAGGGCCAGUGCGACCGGUCUCGGGGCGCUCCCUGCUCCCACCCGUAGCUACCCUGCGGAGCUAGCUGGGGCACCCCACUUUGCCCCCUCGUUCGUCGUCUCUGCCGGGUGCGAACUUGCCCACCCGCAGGCCGACCCCGCGCCCGAGAACUCUGUGCUCCUUGGGGUCGAGCGGGUCCCCAGCCUGGCGUGCAACGAGUAGGGGGCGACUUUGGGGAAGUGGUAGGGAGCAGUGGCUGCUGCUGCCUGGACUUCUCUCGCACGGUGCUGAAGAGGAGCCGCUCCGGGUCUCAGGGCGCUGGAUGACUGGCACGAGGAGCGCGCCCCGCACCUGGUGAGCGAGCUCCCUGCCUGAUCCCCGCGAGGCGGUGGACUGAGCCUCUGGCCGGGACCCGAGGACAGCAGCAUUUGGCUAGUGGGUGGUGUAGAUCUCGGAUAGGGUCGAUCUGCAGGCACCUGGGCGGGGACAGCCUGGUAGCGGCGCGCACUGGAAUAGGACCACCAUCAGUGCGGGGGCGCCCACAGUUGAGCUAGUGCACGGCUCGAAGUUUGUGCUGUCGCCUUUGCCGAGGUCUGAGAGUGCGGAGUGCUGCUGUGUGAGAACGGGGCUCGUGUGCCCAUGUGGCUGUGGAGUUUAGCGUGAUUCAUGACUGAGGACCCUCGGCCUCUGCCCGCCCUCUCCUUGGCCCCUUUCACACAUGAGGGGAGCAGGAGCUUCGUAGAAGACGAGCACCCUGAGUCAGAGACCCCUGCCCACCAUGAAGGGCGCCUGCGCCAUCGCCUGGCUGUUCUCGAGCCUGGGGGUGUGGAGACUCGCGCGGCCAGAGGUGCCCGCCACGGCGCAGUGCCAGAGAGCUGAGCACCCCAUCGUUUCCUACAAAGAAAUUGGCCCCUGGUUACGGGAGUUCAGAGCGAAGAAUGCUGUGGAUUUCUCGCAGUUAACAUUUGACCCAGGACAGAAAGAACUUGUUGUAGGAGCAAGGAACUACCUCUUCAGACUGCAGCUUGAAGACCUGUCUCUGAUCCAGGCCGUGGAGUGGGGAUGUGACGAAGCCACCAGGAAGGCCUGUUACAGCAAGGGCAAAUCCAAGGAGGAGUGUCAGAACUACAUCCGGGUGCUUUUGGUGGGCGGCGACCGGCUCUUCACCUGCGGGACAAACGCCUUCACACCUGUGUGCACCAACCGCUCGUUGAGUAACCUGACUGAGAUCCAUGACCAGAUCAGUGGCAUGGCCCGCUGUCCCUAUAGUCCCCAGCACAACUCCACGGCUCUGCUCACGGCUGGCGGGGAGCUCUACGCCGCCACGGCCAUGGAUUUCCCAGGGCGUGAUCCUGCCAUUUACCGAAGCCUGGGGAUUUUGCCGCCUCUCCGCACCGCACAGUACAACUCCAAAUGGCUCAACGAACCAAACUUCGUGUCCUCCUAUGACAUCGGAAAUUUCACCUACUUCUUUUUCCGAGAAAAUGCCGUGGAGCAUGACUGUGGGAAAACUGUGUUCUCCAGAGCCGCCCGGGUCUGCAAGAACGACAUCGGGGGGCGCUUCCUGCUGGAGGACACCUGGACCACCUUCAUGAAGGCGCGCCUGAACUGCUCGCGGCCCGGGGAGGUGCCCUUCUCCUACAACGAGCUGCAGAGCACCUUCCUCCUGCCCGAGCUGGAUCUCAUCUACGGCAUCUUCACCACCAACGUGAACAGCAUUGCGGCCUCAGCUGUGUGCGUCUUCAACCUGAGCGCCAUCUCCCAGGCCUUCAACGGACCCUUCAAGUACCAGGAGAACUCUCGCUCGGCCUGGCUGCCUUAUCCCAACCCCAACCCCAAUUUCCAGUGUGGCACCGUGGACCAAGGCCUGUAUGUGAAUCUGACAGAGAGGAACCUGCAGGAUGCUCAGAAGUUCAUUCUCAUGCACGAGGUGGUACAGCCGGUGACCCCAGUGCCCACCUUCAUGGAGGACAACAGCCGCUUCUCGCACGUGGUUGUCGACGUGGUGCAGGGCAGAGACACGCUGGUCCACAUCCUCUACCUGGCCACAGAUUAUGGCACCAUUAAAAAAGUGCGCGCGCCGCUGAACCAGUCCUUGGGCAGCUGUUUGCUGGAAGAGAUCGAGCUCUUCCCAGAGAGGCGGAGGGAGCCCAUCAGGAGCCUGCGGAUCCUGCACAGCCAAAGCGUCCUGUUCGUGGGGCUGCGGGAACAUGUGGUCAAGAUCCCCCUGAAGAGGUGCCAGUUCCACCACACACGCAGCACCUGCAUGGGAGCCCAGGACCCUUACUGUGGCUGGGACGUGGUGAUGAAGAGAUGCACGAGUCUCGAGGACAGCCUGAGCAUGACACAGUGGGAGCAGAGCCUGUCCGCCUGCCCGACCAGGAAUCUCACCGUGGAUGGGCACUUUGGCCCAUGGUCUCCAUGGACACCCUGCACGCACACGGAUGGGAGCGCCGUGGGAUCCUGCCUCUGCCGGUCCCGUUCCUGUGACAGCCCGGCCCCCCAGUGUGGUGGCUGGCAGUGCGAGGGCCCCAGCAUGGAGAUCGCCAACUGCUCCAGGAACGGAGGCUGGACCCCCUGGACCUCGUGGUCACCCUGCAGCACCACCUGUGGGAUCGGCUUCCAGGUGCGGCAGCGGUCUUGCAGCAACCCCACCCCCAGGCACGGGGGCCGGGUGUGUGUGGGCCAGAACCGCGAGGAGAGAUACUGCAAUGAGCAUCUGCUGUGCCCGCCGCACAUGUUCUGGACAGGCUGGGGUCCUUGGGAAAGGUGCACAGCCCAGUGUGGGGGUGGCAUUCAAGCUCGCCGCAGGACCUGUGAGAAUGGGCCCGAUUGUGCAGGCUGCAACGUGGAAUACCAACCUUGUAACACCAACGUGUGUCCUGAGCUGAAGAAGACCACGCCCUGGACGCCCUGGACGCCCGUCAACAUCUCUGACAAUGGCGGCCACUAUGAACAGCGGUUCCGGUACACCUGCAAAGCCCGCCUGCCUGAUCCAAAUUUGCUGGAGGUGGGAAGGCAGAGAAUCGAGAUGCGAUACUGUUCUAGUGAUGGGACCAGCGGCUGCUCCACCGACGGGCUGUCUGGGGACUUCCUGCGAGCCGGGAGAUACUCAGCCCACACUGUCAACGGGGCCUGGUCAGCCUGGACAUCGUGGUCACAGUGCAGCCGCGACUGCAGCAGGGGCAUUCGGAACCGGAAGCGCGUCUGCAACAAUCCCGAGCCCAAGUACGGGGGCAUGCCUUGCCUGGGCCCGUCCCUGGAGUACCAGGAAUGCAACGUCCUGCCCUGCCCAGUGGACGGCAUGUGGUCCUGCUGGUCCUCCUGGUCAAAAUGCUCAGCCACGUGUGGCGGUGGACACUACAUGAGGACCCGCUCCUGCACGAACCCAGCCCCAGCCUACGGAGGGGACAUCUGCCUGGGACUGCACACAGAAGAGGCGCUCUGCAGCACGCAGCCCUGCCCAGAAAGCUGGUCAGAGUGGUCAGACUGGUCUGCGUGCGACGCGUCUGGCGUCCAGAUCCGCCGCCAGUGCAUCCUUCUGUUUCCUGUGGGUGGCCAGUGUUCUGGAAACACCACGGAGAGCCGGCCAUGCGUUUUUGACUCUAAUUUCAUCCCAGAAGUGUCUGUCGCAAGAUCAAGCAGUGUAGAGGAGAAAAGGUGUGGAGAGUUCAACGUGUUCCACAUGCUCGCCGUGGGGCUCAGCAGCUCCAUCCUCGGCUGCCUCCUCACCCUGCUCAUCUACACCUACUGCCAGCGGUACCAGCAGCAGGCCCACGACGCCACUGUCAUCCACCCCGUCUCUCCCGCGCCCCUCAACACCAGCAUAACCAACCACAUCAACAAGCUGGACAAGUAUGACUCGGUGGAGGCCAUCAAGGCAUUUAACAAAAACAACUUGAUCCUAGAGGAAAGAAACAAAUACUUCAACCCGCACCUGACGGGGAAGACCUACUCCAACGCCUACUUCACAGAUCUCAAUAACUACGAUGAGUACUAGUAGCUCUUAGUCCUCGGCUUCUGUAAAUCCUCGGCUCCUCAAAGCCUGUGCUCCAUGACUGCCCAUGUUCCUGAGGCUUCAGAGACAAAGUGUGGAUGUAUUUCAAGUGCAUUUCAAGCCAAUAGUGUCCCAUUGCUGCGAAAAAAAUACACAUCCUGAAAAGCAACAGAAGUCCCGCUGUGGCCUCGUGAAAGUCUGGUCCACAACAAAUGCUCGGUCAUUGUGGACUGAGCCAUGAUGUGACACGUUUCUAUUGUGUUCAGGCCAUUUCUCUAAAAGUGUAUUGUUUCCAUGAGCUUUGUUUUAUAAAUGUGCCACCCACAUUGGAAGGAAUCUUUAGAAAGAAAAAUGUCUUUUUGCUUUUAAGUGUAAAUCUUCCUGAUGUUUUAAUUGGAGGAAAUAGGCACUUUAUCAGAGACCCCCCUCUCUCCACAAGGUCCAUAGUAUGUGAUAGAACAAGGAACAUGAACGUGGCCAGGCACUUUCACCCUGAAUCCCCCAAGGUCCCAAUCUGGAUAAUAUUGUGGAUUCUCAGAAGCAAGCUUGUGUUCAGGCUUGGAAUGAUCCUUUCCCAGGAAGCCCAGGGGUUAGCCCUGGACCUGCAGGGGUGAGGUUCAACCAGGAUACCCUGCUGUGGCCUGGGGUCAGGGACUGUUCUCCCUGUCCGGGUGAGCGACAGAGCAGAGGCACAGACACAGGGAGGUGUGGCAGUGCCCUGCAGCUUGCUGCAAAACCAGCGUUAUUCCCACUCUUGGACUACAUGGUGUUCCAGAGGGCUCCUCACCACACUGUUGGCCUGGAAGCCUCCUGUCUGGUCACAGUGACCUCCUGAAGAGCCAGCAUGUAGAGGAACCACUCAUGCAGCAUUUGGACAAAUUCUACACCUUCUUUCUCCCUGCAAAGAGCAAUUUUGGACCUUGAUCAUGGCGAUUAAGGAAGAUAUUAAAAAUACUGAACUAUAAUUGAAAAAAAACUUUUUAUUUUCCACGUUAUGCACAGUAUUGAAAGAACUGACAUUUAAUGAAAUAUAUUUUUGUUCUCCAUCGCCCUGAUAUAACUAAUGUCUGGCAGUCAGCCCCUACUAGAGCAUUAACGAUAUGUACAGCGGCUCUCCCGAGCCCAUCACUGUCUACUCUGAUGUGACCCCAGUGCAGGCUGUCACGCACUGCCCCAGGCCAGGGGAGGAGGGAGUGUCUGACCCCGGUGCCUUUUCUUUACCCUCGUCUGCCUCCCAUCCACCGAGUCCCUCUCGGUCCCACUGUUCCCUGAAGGGAGGCAACAGCACUUCAAGGUGCACUUGGAAGUAAGGAUGGAUGAUCUUCAUGGGCUCAGCCUUGAUUAUUAAUUAACAUUUCAGAGGGUUUUAAAGCCAUUGGUAGAAGUCCCCAGAAGGGGAAAAAAAUAAAAGAUAAAAAUUAUACACAACUGACACGUAGCAUGUGGCAGCUGGUUCAAUAAUUACUGAAAGAAUAAAAUUGAAAACGUUCAUCUGAAUCCUGUGGGCAUUGUGAUAAAGGCCUGGGGAGAUACUUAGGUAUGUUCUUCUUGAUAAAUGAGCCUUCAGAUCUGUGAAAAUAGAUAGUAUGGGUGGUGAAGAACACAGAACUUUAUUAGCAUAUGUGUUUCUGCCCUAUCCAAUUUAAAGAAGCAAUUUCAGAAAAUGUUGGAAAACUACGAUUAAUAAUGAAUAUUGUAGAAUUCAAAAUAUUCUUAAAUGCCCAAAUUUGCAGAAAGGACUCUUUAUUAAAAUUAAAGAAAUGGCAGGUGGCUCUAGGAGACAUGUUAGGUUGGCUCUAGAAUAUUAGACUGUAGAUGGUUGAUAUGUCAGGACCUCACCAGUGGGACCUCAUGUGGCAUUCUAUGCAUUCCAGGCACCCAGCAAGGGUCCUCUGCUACACACAUGUCCUCAAAAUCUACACCGAGAGGUGGAACAUACAGAUGGCUUCCAAAUUGUUUCUAGGUGGAGUUUUCGUUGACUGCUUGGACUCUUCAAUUUCUGAUAAGAAAAAUCAUCCUCACUCUGUAGGACUAAGUUUCUUUCCUUCCUUCUUUCUUCCUUCCUUCCUUCCUUCCUUCCUUUAUUUUCUUUCUUUCUUUCUUUCUUUCUUUCUUUCUUUCUUUC
Molecule: messenger RNA, 6270 nt
Organism: Sciurus carolinensis (gray squirrel)
Lineage: Eukaryota; Metazoa; Chordata; Mammalia; Rodentia; Sciuridae
Gene: Sema5a
Product: semaphorin 5A
Biological process (GO): neural crest cell migration; positive regulation of cell migration; semaphorin-plexin signaling pathway
Molecular function (GO): chemorepellent activity; semaphorin receptor binding
Source: RefSeq, a predicted model, not a curated record